GAGGAGGCCCAUUCAAAAAGUAGCUGCUAUUGUCGCGGCUGCCGGUGUUUUUGCUGUCCCUGCUGCCGGCUGCGCUGGGGCGGUACCCGGGUGGACGAGGCGACCCAGCCCAGUCGACGAGCGUCCAUGGCCGGAGUCGCGAUGACCGAGCCGGGCCGUGGGCCAGCCGCCGCCGCCGCCGCCACGCUGGGCACUGAGGGGCUGCCACGCGCCUUCCUGCAGAGCCUGCGCACCCUCUUCGACAUCCUGGACGACCGGCGCCGCGGAUAUGUGCACCUGCGGGAAAUCGAGUCCCGCUGGCAGGGCGCCGACGCGCGCGAGCUGCCCCGAGGCGUGCUCGAGGGGCUGCGCCAGGUGGCUCCGGCCAGCGGCUACCUGACCUUCGAGCGCUUCGUGGCGGGCCUGCGCACCUCGCUGCUGAGCGCCGACUGCGGCCCGCGGGGCUCGGUGCGCGGCCCAGCGCGGCCCGGGGACCCGCCGCCGCCGCCGCCACCGCAUCGCCUGCUGUUCGCACCGGCAGAUGAGCCGCGCACAGUCCUGGAGAGGAAGGCCCUGCCCCCUGGUUCGCGGCCCCAGCCGGCCGGCCCCGGCGGCGCGGCACGGAGUUUGGAGAGGCUGUGCGGCCCAGCAGGGGCAGCCCCGGGGCCAGCAGAGCCCGAGAGGCCCCAAGGCGCGGCGCUGAAGCGGAGCCAGGGCGCGGACGCGGGUGUCUUGGGCUGCAGGUCCUGGGAGCCAGGAGUGGGGGCCACCCAGCGGGCCCCUCGUGCCCGUGGGGAACGUCGGAGGUACACCAUCACCAAUGGCGUGGACUGUGAUCUGCUGAAGCAGAUGAAGGAGCUGGAACAGGAGAAGGAGGUACUGCUGCAGGGCCUGGAGAUGAUGGCUUGUGGCAGGGACUGGUACCAGCAGCAGCUACAGCGUGUGCAGGAGCGCCAGCGCCAUCUGGGUCAGAGCAGGGCCAGUGCCGACUUUGGGGCUGAGGGGAGCCCCCGCCUGCUAGGACAGCUGCUGCCCAAGGUCCAGGAGGUGGCCCGGUGCCUGGGGGAACUGCUAGCUGCAGCCUGUGCUUGCAGGGCUCUGCCCUCAACCUCCUCCGGCCCCCCAGGUCCCACCCUGGCACCUGCCUCACCCUUGGCCCCUGGCUGGCAGCAGCAAACCAUACUCAUGCUGAAGGAACAGAACCGGCUGCUCACCCAGGAGGUGACGGACAAGAGUGAACGCAUCACACAGCUGGAGCAGGAGAAGUCCGCUCUCAUCAAGCAGCUGUUUGAGGCCCGCGCACUCAGCCAGCAGGAGACAGGGCCUCUGGACUCCACCUUCAUCUAGCUGCCAUGGACACAAGGCAGGCUGGCAGUCAGCCCAGUGGGCUUCCUGAACCCCACCUCCCAGACUGAAGACCAGUAGAGCAUAGCCUAACCUCUGGGGGUGACUGACUAAAGAUGGGGACCCCACCAUUGUGCUGGUGAAACCAGAAACUGUUGCUGACACUUGGGGUAGACAGUAGGGUCCCUCUUCAUGUUUACAAGAUCUCAGGUGGCAGGCCCCAUGUUUACAGAUGUCCUGUCCCUGCUGCCAACUGAGAUCACAGUAAAAGGCACUGGACACACUGGGCUGCGCUUCUGACAGUGGCCAGCAGAGGGCGCCUUGUGAGCAGUCAGCACAGGACUGGGGCUCCGCCCAUGUGUCACAGUUGGGAGCAAGGUGGGAGCAAGCCUGGGGUGUUAAGAGAUACCUGGGAGGGCCCCACGGCCAUCACCCUCUGUCAGCCUCAAAUCUAGGGGCCUGGCCCCUAGCCAGGAAUAGAUGGUGGUGGCUUCUAAGGGAGCUGUGCCUGUGUUUGGAAGGGGCUUCUUCAGUAAGCUGUCACCUUGUCCCCCCAACACCCUAGCCCACACCAGCCCUCCUGAGCCUUCACCCCAUCCAGAUAGCCCCACAGAGAAGCCCUGAGAUCAGGGCCUGAGACAACCACACCACCUUACUAGGGUGGCUGAGUUAUAGCACGCCUCCAAGUAGUUUGAAGGGUGCACCUCCAGGAUUCAACACUCCACAGACACUGGCAUGGGGGGCCUGGCCCACUCCUGUCCCUACCCCAGUGAGUCAGAGGCCCAUGCUGGCAAAAUACUUCUGCUCAGCCACAGAAAAGGGGAACAAGACUCAGGAAGAGGCAGGGUCCCUAUCUUGGGUCAGGCCCCCAGGGGGGAACUCCCUGCUCAGCCACAGACUUCUGUACCUGAAGAGUUUAUAUGCACAGUUCCCCAUAGCCCUGGGGGUGCUCUGGCCACAGAAAAGGGUAUAGGAUAUAGGGUGAAUGUUUCUGCUGGCCCCAGCUCUGUGCUAUCCUAUCACAACAGCCUGGACUCAACAGCUCCCCACACUGUGCUCAGGACCCGUAGGGGUUGGGGCACCCCAGAUCAGUUCAGCAUGCAAAUACUCUUACUUGCAUGGGAGGAGGGCUGGCCAGGGGUUUUAAGAGGCUUAAAUCUCUUAACUAGGCUCCCUUGGACAGGGGACAGGAAGACCCCUAAAGGACAGGAUAUGUCCCCAGGUGGGCUAUGGUGCUAGUCAAACUAGCAUCCCCAGGAAGUGUCCUUUGGUCAACAGACUGGAGGGUCCCCAUGGGACAGCCCCAAGCCAGCUUUUGUCACAGUUCUUGGACCUGUCCCUCAUGCACCAGACCUGUUACCCAGAGCCCCCCGCCACCAUGCUUACUCCUACCCAGCCUUCACCACAGUGACCACAACAAAACCAGUGAGCUAGGUGUCCUUGGAGAGGUCCCCAGGGCAAUUCUGCAUUCCUUUAUGACUUGCUUAGGAAGGAAGAAUACGGGAGAGGGGUGUACCCCAGGCUUACUCCUCUAGGAGGACCACAUGCAGGACUUCAUCAGGCCACACAAGUCACUUCCAGCAGCUCUGUUGGCCCUGCUAUUCCAUUCAGGACACAGACACAACCUCUCCCAUCUGGUCCUGCAAUCAGACUACCUGUGGACCUUAGGCAAGGCAAAAGGAGACUAAGUGGUCCUAGGCGGCAGGGCCCAGGUGACAGCAAAAACAAACAUCCUCUGAAACAUGCUCAAGCAGGUCCUGUGGGGCUGCCAACCCCUGGACUUUAGCUGCCUCCCUGGCCUCUGUCCUCUAAAUGUCAGUGGUGUGUAUACAGACACUAGUGUGAUAGCCUGACUGUCUCCACAUCAACAAAGGUCUUGAGUGUGUGGAGAACCCCUGCUCUAGAGAAAUGAUCGCUAGGCCUGGAGUUUCUGGCAGCUUGAUGUCUGCAGAGUAUGAGUACCGGCAGAUUCAGACCCUCCCCAGUGCAGAGUAAACAUCUACCAGGGAAGCUGAGGAACCAUCUGCAGACUCACCACUUAGAUAAUACCAGAGAUAAGAGGAAUAUAUAUGCAAUAAAAGAUCCUUGGAAAUAAGAGCAAGGAGUGGUUUUUAUGGCUUUUUAUUAGGUGGGCGAGACAAUACUCUAGGACUGCUAUGCUCCACAGGCCCCUGCAUCCUGAGGGACCUAAGGGACCUCCAGGACUGGCUCAGAAGAAUGCAGACAUCCUUAUAGGGUCACUACCUGCUGACUCAGGGCAAGGCAGGGCUCUGGGGCUUAAAGGGGAAGUGGCCAUGGAGGAGACACCAUAGGAGGCAACCACAGUGGGACAAAAUGGCUAAGGUAGCUAUAGCUAUGUGUGUGGUGACCAUGUGGGAGGGUUCAGUCUGCUCCACCUGCUGACCUUGGCAACUGCACAAGUUAGAGGAAGUGAUGGGUUGGGGACUGGUCAUUACAUUUUUGAGACAGGCUAGAUUGGUCAGAAGGAUACCCAUCCUCCACUGUCAGUUCAACACAAAACCAGAACUUGUUGGACAUAAGCCUGAUUACUUCCUUAGGGACCAAGCCACAAAUAAGUACUGGAAGAAACCAAUUUGAGUCAAGAAGGUGACUGAAAUAUCUGCUGCAUGUCCCUGAGCCCCACUGUACCAUCAUAAUGAAAUCUCCAUUCGGGCUGGGAGGGCCCCAUCAUGUAUUUGAUGAUGUGAUAGUUGUAAAAUGAUAAAAAAAAAAAAAAAAAAUA
Molecule: messenger RNA, 4066 nt
Organism: Erinaceus europaeus (western European hedgehog)
Lineage: Eukaryota; Metazoa; Chordata; Mammalia; Eulipotyphla; Erinaceidae
Gene: SAPCD2
Product: suppressor APC domain containing 2
Exons: 6
Coding region: 127-1326 (399 amino acids)
Source: RefSeq, a predicted model, not a curated record